Molecule: messenger RNA, 1419 nt
Organism: Bipolaris oryzae ATCC 44560
Lineage: Eukaryota; Fungi; Ascomycota; Dothideomycetes; Pleosporales; Pleosporaceae
Exons: 1
Coding region: 1-1419 (472 amino acids)
Source: RefSeq, a predicted model, not a curated record
AUGUAUGUCGGCGCCAAAGUGCUCUUGCCUGCCGGGUACAAUGCGUCGGAUACGCGUACGCGUUAUCCCGUGGUAUACUCUCAGUUUCACUGGCUUGGGGGCGAGAGUUGGUGGAGUCACGAUGCAGCCUUCACAGAAGCCUGGAACAGCGGCACGAUUCCAGCUCAGGAUGGGAAACCAGCACGGCCGACUCCCAAGCUCAUUGUUGUCAUGUUUCGCCAUGAGAAUCCAUUCUAUGACGAUUCCUACGCUGUGAAUUCGCCGAAUCUGGGACCGUAUGGCGACGCCCUAAACGACGAACUGGUGCCCCAUCUGGACAUGAUGUUCAACACGAUUGCGCAACCGUAUGCGCGGAUACAGGAAGGUGGUUCUACCGGGGGCUGGGCGGCCGCUGCCAGUGUCAUAUUUCGGCCAGAUCUGUACGGUGCGUGUUUCGCUUCGUAUCCAGAUAGUCUCGAUUUUCACAAGCACCAAGACAACAAUCUAUAUGAGCAAGCAAAUGCUCAUGUCCGAGACAGCCUCCCGGUACCAUCAAACCGGAAAGUUGAAGAUGAUGGCGUAGAGCGCGUCAAGGUCACCAUGGAACAAGAAAAUCAUUGGGAGCUCACAUUCGGGACGUCUGGGCGUAGUGCCCUACAGACUGAUGUCUGGUUUGCCGUAUUCGGCGUGCAAGGGCUCAACGGGUAUCCUCUCGCCGCCUGGGACAAGGUUACAGGAGAGAUAUAUCCGGAUGUAGUGGAGCUCUGGAAACCUAUGGAUCUCACGCAUUAUAUACUGCGCAAUUGGGGUACCAAACUCAACCUGGGAGAAGUGCUUCGGGGGAGGAUAAAUGUCUACGUGGGCGGCGUGGAUAGCUACUACCUCGACAAAGGCGUUGAGCAGUUCCGCAUGCGAGUUACUGAAAAGGGGGGGCCAGAAUGGGCCAAUGUGACGGUUUUCCCGGGAGAGGCACAUGGUGGAGUGUACAAUCUGCUGCCGAAAUGGACGUAUCUUGACUUGCUCCUUCAAUGGGUCGCGGACCAUGCCCCCGGAGGGAAAACUCCCCUCUCAGAUGAGUACACUCUAGGCACAUCGAGAGGAAAUAUGUGGGAAGAUGUUUUGGCAUUUGGGGGCCGUCAAGCAGCACUUGCCCGCCAGUCACCACCUCAUAUUGACAUGUACCCCUCUCAUUGGUCUGAUGGGCAUUUACACGCUGAGCCGCAAGCCAGCGUUGGAUGUUGGGAUCCAGGUGUUGCGUUGAAAGCCCAGUGGCUCGUGGAUGGUAAGGGCAGUAGGCACAAUGUGUUUGAUGUCAAACAACGAGAGACACUUACAUUUUCUGGUCAUGCGCCGGGCCGGACGCUACAGUUGGUCGUUACGGGCACUAAGGAUGACUACAUUGAGGAAACGAGACGAAGCAAUGUCAUUACCCUAGGAUGA